AUGUGUAAAUGCAAGCGCAGGGCUCAAAUGCCAGGCUACCAGGACCUGGUGAACACGGCCGGGCGAGGGUCUGGGCUGUGGCCGGAAAGUUGCAUUGAUGCGGGGAGAGGAGCCGGCACACAGCAGAUGCCAGAGAACUGGGUGAAACUGCUGCAUCAGGAACCUGCAGCAACCCUUGAGGCCCUGCUCAGCGAGAGCCGGGACAGAGCCCCCGACGCGAAGACCAGCGGCAACCCCAGGGAUCAUCCUCCUCCGUUAAGGCUUCCGGGCCCUGGCUUUCAUGGGACCAAGAGGUCUGACCAAGCUGCACUCUCAGAGUCCUUGGGCGGCCGCCGAGACUCCCGGGCAGCCGGCGGGCUUCCGAAACCCCCAGCUCUUGCCGGGACGCUGACCGAGCCCGCCUGCCACCAGCCCUGGCAGCAGUGCCAAACCCGGGUCCCGGUCCUGGGGCAGCUCCAGGACAGAGGAGGGGCCGAGGAGACACCUCGGGCCCCAGGGGAGGAGGGGCUGAGCCGCUGGGCCACAGACCGCAGGUGCUGA
This is a messenger RNA of Rangifer tarandus platyrhynchus (Svalbard reindeer), 540 nucleotides long. Lineage: Eukaryota; Metazoa; Chordata; Mammalia; Artiodactyla; Cervidae. The record is from the annotation of a GenBank genome assembly.